Messenger RNA from Orbilia oligospora ATCC 24927, 867 nucleotides. RefSeq lists its product as uncharacterized. Gene Ontology annotation, cellular component: central plaque of spindle pole body. Bases 1 to 867 code for a protein of 288 amino acids. The record is from RefSeq and is a predicted model, not a curated record. Gene Ontology annotation, biological process: spindle pole body organization. Gene Ontology annotation, molecular function: enzyme regulator activity; calcium ion binding. Lineage: Eukaryota; Fungi; Ascomycota; Orbiliomycetes; Orbiliales; Orbiliaceae. The transcript has 8 exons.
AUGAUCGCGAAGUGCGCCCCGGGAUUACAAGGGGGUGAAGUCGAAGACGUUGGGGGUGAAGUCGACGGAAGGGAGGAUGGAGAAGAGGUCCAAGCUUUGGGUGUGUGUGUGUGUGUGGCUUGUAAGACUGCGGCUGAAGUGGAUAGCUAUGAUGGCGACGGGGUGGGAACGGGCGAUGAUGAUGAUGGUGGUGAUAAGGCUGGUGGUGAUGUGGAGACGUGGAGAAGUGCUGCGGCAACGGGCGACGACGUUGCGUUACCUGCUUCGGGCUUGGCUGCGACAGGUACAGACUUCAUCAUGCUCGUUUACUAUAACAACGGAGUCCGGCCUCUUAACACCGACACGGCGCUAUUGAUAUUACGCAAGUCACAUUACAAACAGCUCUGCAGCUCUGCAGCUCCGAUCAUGUACAGUUUAGACGCAGAGGCACUCACUGAAGAACAAGUUUCCGAGUUCAAGGAAGCCUUCUCCCUCUUCGACAAAGAUGGAGAUGGCCAAAUCACCACCAAGGAGCUCGGAACCGUCAUGCGCAGCUUAGGCCAGAACCCAUCCGAGAGCGAGCUCCAAGACAUGAUCAAUGAGGUCGACGCCGACAACAACGGCACCAUCGAUUUCCCUGAGUUCCUUACCAUGAUGGCCCGUAAGAUGAAGGAUACCGAUAGCGAGGAGGAGAUCCGAGAGGCCUUCAAAGUCUUCGACCGCGAUAACAACGGUUACAUCUCCGCCGCCGAAUUAAGACAUGUCAUGACCAGCAUUGGUGAAAAGCUCACGGACGCCGAGGUCGACGAGAUGAUCCGGGAAGCCGACCAAGACGGUGAUGGAAGGAUCGACUACAACGAGUUCGUCCAGCUCAUGAUGCAGAAAUAG